Pipistrellus nathusii (Nathusius's pipistrelle) is the source of this 453-nucleotide messenger RNA. NCBI's taxonomy places the organism in Eukaryota, Metazoa, Chordata, Mammalia, Chiroptera, Vespertilionidae. The record is from the annotation of a GenBank genome assembly.
AUGGGAAGAAAACAAUUGCAAUCUGUUCCCUUCCCUGGGGUUGCUCCUCUAGGACUGGCUAGGGAGGGGUGGAAAUCACCCCCAGGCGCAGGGGUGAGCCCAGAGGAGGAAAUGGUAGGGUGGGGCAUUCUGGAAAUGCUGGGUGGUGGUGGGGAUGCCCUCUCAGUGUGGGGCAAGGGAUGGGAAACAGUUAAGCUGGUCUCGGAGAGAUGGGGAAGGCUUUCGGCUGCUUUGCAGAGUUGCCAGUGUGGGCCCUGGCCACCAGGGCUAGCCGUGGACAUGGCCCCGCCCACUUGCCUGCCACCAGCCCUCCCAGCACUUGCCGACUGCCGGAAUGCACACGAUAUAGCACUUGCCCAUCUGCGCUGUCCAGAAGUGGCCCUUGCCAGAGCACUGACUUGCUCACCCCGAGGUGUCCAAGUGCCAUAUGAACUAUGCAAUUUAAAGGGUUGA